AUGGAGACUGAUUCGAGCUCGUUCGCCAGUAUUCUGGCAAAUGUCGCAAAAAUGCGGCAGAGGGAGGGCGAUGACAAUUCGGGACAGGAGGAGACUGUGUCUUUUGUUUCAUCAGAACCUGAAAGAUCCAAAUCGACCUUUGAUCGAGUGAUAGAUGCGCCCUCUCUUCGUCCUGCCCAGAACGAAGCCUCGGUCAGAGUUCGUCCUACAAAAGACUUGUCGCCUCAGGUUGUUAUUCGUGGAUCUAAUCAGGAGGAUAAGCUUGUGGAUUCAGCUAAAUACACCACGCUCAAGAAGCAGACAUUUAGUGCCAUUCAAAUCAAUCAAAAUCAAACCGGCAAUCCUUUACUACAGUCACUGAAACAGGUACCAUACGAGUUCAAUGCCAAGGUGAAGGACGUUGACUACCUGAUAAAUUCACACUGUGUUGUUGUCUUCUUGUCGCUUCGUUAUCACAAACUUCAUCCGGAAUACAUCUACAACAAGAUUAAAAAGAUCACCUAUAAUGGGAACAAUAGGCGGCUCAAUCGUAUUUUGAUGGUCUUGGUGGACGUCGAUAACUCAAACGAUAGCAUUCGUGAGCUGAAUAAACUAUGUCUAUUCAAUGAGCUCAAUCUAGUGCUUGCAUGGUCAUUUCAGCAAUGUGCUGACUAUCUAACUUUUUUGAAACAAUGCGAGCUAAAUGUCGGUAACCAGCUCAUCAAAGGAGCCGCAAAAGCUGAUAGUAUUGCCAGCGAUGUUGAUUACUAUCAACGGAUUGUGGAUUUGAUGACUACCAUACGGUCUAUUAACAAAACAGACUCCAUCAAAUUAAUCUCCCGCUUCAAGACUUUCAAGAAUCUCUGCGAAGAGGCGAACGAGUAUAAUCUGGAGGAGAUUUCAGGUAUGGGCCACAAUAAGAUCGAGAGACUACUUAAGGUCAUCAAUGAUCCGUUUAUCUACAAGUGA
This is a messenger RNA of Ogataea haglerorum, 948 nucleotides long. RefSeq lists its product as uncharacterized. Lineage: Eukaryota; Fungi; Ascomycota; Pichiomycetes; Pichiales; Pichiaceae. The record is from RefSeq and is a predicted model, not a curated record. The coding region runs from base 1 to 948 and encodes 315 amino acids. The transcript has a single exon. Gene Ontology annotation, molecular function: single-stranded DNA binding; damaged DNA binding. Gene Ontology annotation, biological process: nucleotide-excision repair; meiotic mismatch repair; mitotic recombination. Gene Ontology annotation, cellular component: nucleotide-excision repair factor 1 complex; nucleus; ERCC4-ERCC1 complex.